Messenger RNA from Penicillium oxalicum, 1029 nucleotides. RefSeq names its product SRPBCC family protein. Bases 1 to 1029 code for a protein of 342 amino acids. NCBI's taxonomy places the organism in Eukaryota, Fungi, Ascomycota, Eurotiomycetes, Eurotiales, Aspergillaceae. The transcript has 2 exons. The record is from RefSeq and is a predicted model, not a curated record.
AUGCCCCUCAUCCAACUCCAACCCCACGCCUUCACCUCCAUCCCUCUCCAUCCUUCCCUCCCCGACGAGCCCUCACGCCCCCAACUCCACGCCUACAUCACCUCUGCUCUCCGCGAAGCUCUUGACUUGCUCCACGCCAUCCCCACCACCUUCACCGCCGACUCCAAGCUGCGCACUUCUUCACCCUCUCGCGCCAAAGUCCGACUGUUACGCAAAUGGCGUGAUUCGGCGUCCACGACGACCGGCGCCCAUCACGCCGGUAGCGCAGACACAGAUACAAACCGGAACCGAAAGAUCAAAUCUUCGGGCUCGAGCUCGGGUUCAGAGUUCUGGGUCUGCCGACAGAGCGAGCACGUCAAUGCGCGUGAUGACGGGACCGCGUCAUGGGCCGAGUUUCAGGAUGGGUUGAGAAAGGAUCACGCGCAACAUGAGAUGGAGUAUACGCCGAGUGUGUCUGCGAUCGAGCAGUUGUUGGAGUGGGAGGCGGCGGAGAUUGGGGAGGUGGAGGUGGAUGGGGUGAAGUUUAACGAUGUUGAAAUGGAGGCCUUCCUAAUUGCUCCACGCUACUUCAUUUCCCUGACGAUCUCUGCCGCCUAUGAUAAGAGCACACCACCCUCUUCCACCUCCCCAUCAACUUCCCCAACUUGUCCAGAUCCUCAAAACCAGCCAGAAACUCAUCCAUCGGGCUUUCUGACCAUUCAGAUCCCCCUUCACGCAGCGGCCUCUUCCACGACACCGGCUUUAAUGAAGAAGAUCUCCGCCGCGGUGCCGAAGCGGGCUAUUCCAGCUCACUAUGCGAGUGUGGAACGGGUAGAGUUGCGAUCUGGACGGUUGUCGGCAUCCAGCGCAUCGCCGUCACCGGCCUCAUCGUAUAUUGAGUGGACGAUGGCGACGACUUCGGAUGCUGCGGGCUCGAUUCCACAGUGGGUCCAGCGGAGCUGGGCGUUGGGUGGAGUGCCUAAGGCGGUUGUUGCGGAUGUGGGGUUGUUUAUUGGCUGGACGAUGCGGAGAAGGAGGGGAGAGCUUUAG